AUGCAGUUUAGGUGUGCCGUCUUGGCGGUGGCAGCCGCCAUGUUAUCUUUCCUCUUCCUCUAUCCGGACACCGCAAGUUGCGGCAUCCCUGGCCUCCACAAAUGGUUUCGGCACCGAUUUCCUGAGGCUGCCGCUCUGACGUCGCCAUCUACCUUCACGGAGAAAGGCAAGGCGGCUGCGGGGUCUACUGGGGCCCCUACGAGUUGCAGCGCAGCAGACAGCCGGGUAUUGCGUGCAUUGUGGUGUAUAAUACGGGGCACUUUCAAGCGAUUUAGGGUGAAGAAGAGUGUUGUCUUCGCCAUUGAUGGGGUCCCUCCUCUUGCUAAACUGACUAUCGCCCAGUUGCGAAGACAGAGAGCUGCGAGGGCCGGCCUACUGUCUGCUUGCAUCGAACAGUGUCUCGCUGGGGGCCAUCAGCAGCCAACGACAGACAGCGGCUACCCACAACCCGACGAAGAGGAUGAUACUGCUGCACAAGAGCAAGAAGAAGAUGGAGCAGCAAAUGACCGACUCAGUGGGGGAAUAACAAGCACGCGGAAAUCUUCUUACAGUAUUCCCUCCUUUCUUCUGUCUCCUGGAACUUAUUUCAUGCGCCGCGUGGAAACAGAAUGCAGAAAGCUAGCCAAGCAACUCCUGCGCUCUGGACAAAUGGAAGCCAACAAGGUUUACGUAUCGGGUUCGUCUUCGUUUGGGGAGGGGGAGUUGAAACUGGCGAAUUGGAUUUGUGAGGCAUUAUCGAGUAGCAAGCGUACAGAAGACAAAGACAAGCAGCAAGAAAGAUAUCAGGAAAGGGAGGAUAAUACAGGAAAAGAAAUUAAAAGGAUAGACCCCAAUGACACUAUCGUUAUCAUUGGAGGAGACGCAGACCUGGUCGUACAGUGUCUUGCUUUACCUUCUACUGCAAAUCUUUUUGUCUACUCACCACAAAAUCUUGCAAACUCUGAACACACGAGAGUUAUUUACUCUCUCCGCGCGCUUUUGGGAGAAUUGGAGCGUUUGUUUCCCGGAAAGUCCCACCUCGCUAGAAACGACAUCGCCCUCUUGUGUAUACUGAAUGGGAACGACUACCUGCCAAAACUCCCAGGCUUCUCUUUCGCCAGAUUUACAGCAGCCUAUGAGGCAACAAGACGCAGGCCCGACUGCCACGAUUUGAGUUGGGUGGAUGCGGAACGCCAGACGUUUAACUGGCAUUUUUUUGGGGCUUUUCUGGAGGAGUUAGAGCGCAUGCAGAGUUUUGAGUUGGUCGCUAAACAAAGAGAAGAAAGCAUAAAGCAACAACGAGAGGCUGCUGGACGAGCUCCUGCUGAUGCAGCAGCUCCAUUUAAGACUUCCCCAUUGCAGCUCGUCAACCAAUUGGUCGCACAAAAAAGACUCGUCGUAUCCAACGCGAAUGUCCCGCUGGAUAGUACAGACCCCUCAGCACAGAACAAGCUACAAUGGAGUUUCCAGGAGCGUGAAGACGGUUUCCUCUGCGACAUCGAAUCCGAGCUGAGUGGGCCUAGGUUAAAGCGCCGCCAGACGGAGGGGCCCGCCCAGGCAAGCAACGAGCCCCCUGACACUACGGGGGAGAGCCUAAAGAAUGAAGGGGGGGAACUUAAGAGUGAAGAGGGGCCUAUAAGGAAUGAAGAGGGGCCCCUUAAGGAUGAAGAGGGGGCCCUUCAGACUGCAGAGUCGUCCCCCAAGCCUGAGGAGCGGUGGACAGGCAUUGCGAGCAGUGCAUCACACAAGAAGACGGCGCAACAGAAGGCCGCUUUGAAAUUGCUGCAGCAGCGCUUCCCACAGCUGCUGCAGCUUGUAAAGGAGGGCCCCUGGAACUCCGAGAGUUCAGGAACAGCAAAAUCUGAACAGGAGGGGGGAUGUGCCGAGGUCAACAUCGAUCCCGAUCUUGUCUCUGCUGCCACCUUCAACAAAGCAGCUGCUGCUCUUCGUGCUACGACCCCCUCUAACACGCUCAAUAAUCUCUGUCUGGCUGCUCUACACAGCCCUCCGACUUUCUGCUUAGUUUAUGGCGAGGAGGCGGCUGGUAAACCACCGCAUGCAAUCCAAGUUGAAGCAGCAGCACAAACUACAGAGACGCAAGCAGAAGCAGCACAAACAACAACAGCAACAGCAGCCCAAAGUGUAGGAACACCGAUAGGAGUAACAACACCAACACCAGUACCAUCAGCAGAACCACCAGUACCAGCAGCAGCAGCAGCUCCUGCAGCAGACGGAGCAGCGGCAUCAACACCAGCAGCAGGAGAAACGGCAGCGGAAGAAAAAGCAGCAGCAGCAGCAGCAGGGAGUCCUCCUAAAGGGUUUGUUCGGGUAGAUGUGGUGCUGCAAGGAAGAGUUAUUUUUUCCUGUCUUUUGGAGGGGCAUCAGGCGACAUCCAAGAGCAAACUGAAACAUGCUGCUAGCAUGCGAGCGCUGGAGGAGUGGGCUCCUGGUCUACACGCCGCGUUGAGGGCACAGGCCUGGGAAGAAGACGGUUCGCAAUCUGAACUCAGUGACGGUGGUGCAUCUGCUGCGGCAGCAGCAGCAGCAGCAGCAGCAGCAGCAGGACAGAUGGAAACAGAAGACAAGUUGAACUGCAGCACUUCUGGGGAAUCGAUUGAGUCUGUCGAGAAAGAGAAGACACAUGAAUAUCUUUGGGGCCUGUUGUGGAAUCUGCGGAUGUACGUUGACGGGCUUUGCUGCAACAACUUGUGGCAUUUCCCUUUUAACUCCGCCCCCUCCCUCCUUGCCCUCCGCCAUAUAGUCCAUACACAAAUGAAGGCAUCAGCAGCAGCAGCAACAGCAACAACAACAGAGCCUGAAGCACCAGCAGCAGAUAGGGCACGCCUACAAGAAACGCCUCCACCUGUUUCUGAGUCGCUGUACACCGCAGCACUUCUGCCAAGGUCGUCCCUGAACGAUCUAGAGGCUCGCGAGCGCCAGGCGUGGGGCCCCCAGGAGGCCCCCAUGACGAAACGACUCCUUGAGGCGCGGGACCUUCUCGAGACUGCAGCAGCAGCAGCAGCAACAGCAGCACCUGCUGCCGCACAGUCACGUGACGAACUGCCAGAAGAAUUGAAGGGGUUGCAAUUGGCGGAUAAAAAGGAGGGAGAAGAGGAAACCACGCAUGAACCUUCAAGCCAACAGCAAGAAGAAGUGCAGAUCAACGCAAACACCGUCCUGCUCGCGAUGCGUAUGCUGGCGCAGCAGCGGCAGCAACAGCAGCAGCAGCAACAGGAGUUCGCCGCGCCGUCCUCUGCAGGGGAAACUGAUAGCAACCCCGCGGGAUCUCCCGUGGGUAGUCCCCCCAUCAGCAGCAACAGCAGCAGCAGCAACAGCAGCACCAGCAGCACCUGGACAGUGUUUAGGCGAGGUCGAGGGGGCCUCGCCUCUUCUCUAAUCCGUGAAUCCAAGACGCCAAUUUUUCUUGCUGAUGGAUUCAAUAGGCCAUGGGCUAAACCCCCUACAGAGGAUCCCGUCAAGAGCGCUGCAUGCGCUGCUGCCUCAGAAGAGCACAUCCUGCAGCACACUCAGGACCCUCCCGCUUCUUGGUGGGGCCCGGGGGCCCCCCUGCAGGGACCUUCAGAUGAAACAGAUGCCCUGCAACCGUUGGUUGUUGGGGGCCCCCUUGGGGCCCCGAGACACCUUCUGCAGCAGGGGGGCCCACAGGUGUCACCACCGGCAGCGCUAAUGGGAAGAGUACACGGGUGUACGUACACCUUAAGAAGCAGCGUAGUGCACUGCAACAGGGUGUACGUACACCGCACUGCAACACGAGUACAGUACAGCAGCAGGUAA
Messenger RNA from Eimeria maxima, 3774 nucleotides. RefSeq lists its product as hypothetical. Gene Ontology annotation, cellular component: nucleus. Gene Ontology annotation, molecular function: RNA binding; 5'-3' RNA exonuclease activity. The coding region runs from base 1 to 3774 and encodes 1257 amino acids. Lineage: Eukaryota; Apicomplexa; Conoidasida; Eucoccidiorida; Eimeriidae. Gene Ontology annotation, biological process: nuclear-transcribed mRNA catabolic process. The transcript is spliced from 13 exons. The record is from RefSeq and is a predicted model, not a curated record.